Molecule: messenger RNA, 1878 nt
Organism: Echinostoma caproni
Lineage: Eukaryota; Metazoa; Platyhelminthes; Trematoda; Plagiorchiida; Echinostomatidae
Source: the annotation of a GenBank genome assembly
AUGUGUCCAAGAUCUACUUCAAACAUUAAAGAAUACGAAAAUAAUAAACCCAACCCCAAGAAAUGUGGGAUAUCAUCGGUUCAAAACGGAUCUGUCGAUCCGCUACAGCUUGAUGAUUCCAUUAAUGUGGAUCGCUUAUUGGAGGAUACAGUUGGGACGUGCGGUCUUUGGCAAUGGGGUCUAGUUUUCAUGAUCAGUUUCAGUUGUGGAUCAAUUGCCACAUUUCCCGUGUUUGCAAACAGUGUGUCUCGACACCGAUGUCAACUGGAACCACAUGUGGAACAGUUUAUUCAGAACCGGGAUUUGACAUUCACCCACGUUGCAUCUCGUAUCGGUCCAUGGAUAGAUGCCGGUUGGGACGAGAAUUCACAUGCGAAUUCGGCCGUGUCCGCGGUUGAUGCGGGUUGUUAUGUGUAUAAGUUAAACUGGACAGCUGUCAAUUUAACCUGGUACUUCCAUGAGACCAAUCGGACACAGUUGGAGAUGUUUGAAAUCGAGGCUUGCCCGCGGGGUUAUGUGCAUGAGGAUAGUGCAUUACACUACCCGAACAGUGUGGUUUCAGAGUUCGAAACCGUUUGUGGUCGCUCAUGGCUUGUUCCUCUGAGCACAGCAGUCUAUAUGCUUGGUAUGCUUCUGGGAUUCAUGUGCGGUGGAUGGUGUGGUGAUCGAUUCGGACGUCGUCGAACCAUUCUGAUCAUGGCAUUCGUUGAUUUUGCUUGUGGAGUUUGGACAUGUGCAGCCCCGAAUUAUUACAACUACGUGAUUGCACGCGGUCUAAUGGGGAUCGGGAAUACGGGGAAAGGAAGUGUGGCCAAUGUGUUUAUCUUGGAGACCACCAUUGCUCGACAUCGUGCCACCCUGUCUGCUGUUCCCGGAUUUACCACGCAUUUCUUAUUUCGAGCCCUUAUGGCCCUGUGUGCUUAUUUGAUCCCCAAUUGGCGGUGGCUCUAUUUCACCGUCUGGGCUCCAAAUCUGUUCAGCAUCGCUUAUAUUUGGUUACUACCGGAGUCUCCACGCUGGCUAGUCUCUCAAGGUCGUUUGGAUGAGGCAGUUCAGGUGCUCAAAACUGCGUAUCGUGUCAAUCACACAUUUCAUCGAUCAAAAGUGACUGAGAAAGAAGCGUUCGCUCAUUUGGAAUUAUUGAAACUGAACCCGGCUUGUAUGGUCACGCCAAAACGACAAAAAUCCUCCAUGUUUCGUCCUCUAAUUGAAAAAGAAUUUCGUAAAAGAACCUGUUUGUGCAUUGUGAUUAUAUUCGGUGUUUGUAUGAGCUUUUUCGGUCUACUUUUUUACGCACGCGUUGUGUGGAACUAUGUGUAUUUGGUCUCUUUGUUGAACUCAGUCACCGCAAUUCCGGCCAUUGUUCUGUUCACCUUAGUCUAUCGGUUUUGCCGCCACAGGAAAAAGCCUUUGUUGUGUUGUAUGGCCGUUGCAAUGCUGGUUUUGUUGAUUAGCUCCGUCUACACACUGAUUGCACGACCCAUCACGGACACAGUGCUCACUGUUUGCUCCAAUAUCGCUCUGAUUCUGAUCAACGCCGCAUUGACUAUGUGUUUUGUCUAUGUCCCCGAACUGUUCCCAUCCGAACUGCGAACUAAUGGGGCCGGAUUGGUCAUGGGGAUUUCUCGUGUUGGUGGAAUUAUUUGCUCGUUUGUGAACGAAUUAGAUCGUCUGGUCGCUCACGGUGUUCCGCUUGCGGUGUACGCCGCGGUCCUCUUGUUGGUGGUCAUUGCUCUGUGCUUGCUAGAUGAUACGACUGGCGAGAAUUUGCCCGAUGUGAGUUCGAAUCAGGCCGAAUUAUACAGAAAAUGUCUGUCAGUCGAAGCGGAUCAACAACAAUCCGAGAGGACUGCACAAUCACUUUGUUCACGACUGUAA